This is a messenger RNA of Sparassis crispa, 711 nucleotides long. RefSeq lists its product as hypothetical. The record is from RefSeq and is a predicted model, not a curated record. Lineage: Eukaryota; Fungi; Basidiomycota; Agaricomycetes; Polyporales; Sparassidaceae. The transcript has 8 exons. The coding region runs from base 1 to 711 and encodes 236 amino acids.
AUGAGCACCGAGAUUCCCAGCUUCCUUCUCUUCGUCCUUGCCCGUGGUAACUUACUGUCUACUACCAUAUUGGACGAGAAAGUUUUAGUCGGCAGUCAGAACGUUGAUGAUGCCCGUCACAAUCCAUCCCUUCGAUUACCACUCAAGGUCUGGGAGAGACUGAAAAGAAUCGCUCUACUCCUGGCAACAGGAUAUGCCUCACGGGAAUCCCGCACGCGGUAUGAGAUUACAGGGGAUUGGUAUCGUUUUCGCUCCACCACGACUAAAAAAUUGGAGAACAUCGGUAUAGUUUCUGGCCUUUUGCUUAGUUCCAGCACAAGCUUGCUGUCUUCUGGCGAUCUGCGGCGUAUGACAUAUAUUGCUACUAUAGGCUCUAUGGCCUGCAGCCUUCUUUCAAUUAUUUUUGGUUUACUUUGCCUCUGGUCUCUCGUCGGAGUAGAUCCAACACGCUUGAAGUCGUUGAGCCGAAAUAGCGCCUUAUUCUACUACUUAUAUGCCACACCCUCGUUGUUCGGUGGCACAGCUGCCCUGUCGUUCUUUGUUGCAGUUGGAUCUUGGACAUGGCUAGAUCUCGGUCAUUCCCACUACGGAUCGGGUGGCAAAGUGCUCAGCAUCUGCUGCAGUGCGGCACUUGUUUUCAAUGCCGCCCUUUGCUUUAUCCUCGGGGGCUCGACGUGGAGAUCUCAGCCAUCGUCCAAGACUGCAUGCUGA